Messenger RNA from Parasteatoda tepidariorum (common house spider), 822 nucleotides. NCBI's taxonomy places the organism in Eukaryota, Metazoa, Arthropoda, Arachnida, Araneae, Theridiidae. The record is from RefSeq and is a predicted model, not a curated record.
AUGGUCCACCCGGCCCAUAAGACUAGCCAUAAAUACACUAACCUACCAACAAGUACUAGAACUAGCAAAACAACGACGGUAGAAAUCUACACCGAUGGCUCCAAAACAGACAAUGGCAUGGGAGCUGCAUUCUGUGUUUACCACAACAACCAACAUACAGAUACAUACAAAUUUACGCUAAAACAAGAAAGCACAGUGUUUCAAGCAGAGGUUUUAGCCAUCAAAGAAGCCACCAAUUGGUUAGAGACGCACAGCUGCAAAGAUGCAACAAUUUUAAAAAACAAUCUGGCUAGUAUACACGCUAUUAGAAAAACGGAACUAAAAGACCUACACGUGGCAACAACACAAAGACAACUAGAACACCUAGUCAGAAAAUGCAGCACACAAAUACACUGGGUGGCAGCGCACACAGGUAACAUAGGUAAUGAAGCAGCGGAUUUAGCGGCUAAAGAUGCAGCAGCAGGUCACGGGAUUCCCAGCGGUGUUCUGCUUCCACCAUCGAGCCUAAGAAAUAAACAUAAAAACAUGACACAAAAACUUCGGCAAGCAUACUGGGAAGAAAGUGAAAAAGGCUAUACAACAAAAUUCCCCUCAUUCUUACACAGGAUGCAGCGAAUAAACACAGAUACAUGCCCAUGCGAUGACACAGGUACCCCAAGUCACUACCUACAUGAUUGCCCACUAAUUGAAUCGUACCACCUCAAAAAACCCAAUGAACAAGGCAGAAAGAUAUUUGCAGACAGUUUCAAAAGCAAGCAUAUUAUGCAAAAACUAAUUAACAUUCUAGCCAUAACCAGGAACAUCACAGACAAUAUGUCAUAA